This is a messenger RNA of Phytomonas sp. Hart1, 2079 nucleotides long. The record is from the annotation of a GenBank genome assembly. Lineage: Eukaryota; Euglenozoa; Kinetoplastea; Trypanosomatida; Trypanosomatidae.
AUGACCGUGGAUGGAGUUGAAAAGACCAGGCAGGUCUUGGAGAAGCUAUUUUUACCUAUUUUGCUCCUACGAGCGGCAAAAAAAAGGGAUGAAUGGAUGAACCAAAAGCUGUGUAAGUGUUUGCCCUUUCCGGAUGAAAAUACUUUACGCCAGACCUGGCUCUUUUCCAAGUGGCCCACGUCCGCUUUAAAAGCGGUGCUUGAGCGCUCCACCUUAAAAGCCUUCGCGCCUGGAAGAAUUGUAGGGUUGGAGGGGGAGCCUCGCAGGCAUUUAUCCGUUUUUUAUGUCGUCUCCGGCAAAGUUAGCCACAUUCCAACCAAAAAAGAAAUGUGGGCGCUCGCCCUGUACGUUCCGGAGCGAAUUGAGUCCAAAUACCACAAAUCGGACCCGUUGAAGUGGUUUCGCUAUAAAAAUUUCGAGCAAAACGGGACUGCCGGGGCGUCGGUGAGUAUUUCUCGCGAUCUUUUGCUUGGCAAUCUUCACAUUUAUCGUGUCGGCCAGUUAGUGGAUGUGGAGUUUUUGCUUUUAGGGGCCCCCACCCGACCUCGUUCGAUCCAAUGUCGGGACGAAUCCAUCCUACUCGACAUCCCGCUUGAUGUGAUUUUAAUGCAGUUUUAUUCCUUAAAACCCUAUACCCGUCAGGUCGCCCUCGACAAAGCGCGCUCGACAGGCUGUCUGAAUCUCGCGAAAGGAAAUGAUAAGCCCUCUUUUAAGGAUAUUCUCUACUACAACCCCGUUCUGCAAGGCCUAUCCACCGGCAAUGUUGAGCACACCUGGAUGAAGUUGACGCCCUUUUUGUUCUGCAAGGGCGAAGUCAUCUGCGGCGAUGUCUACCAUUCGGCGGUGGUGUAUUUUAUCAAAAGCGGCCAGGUGAGCAUCACCUCGUCCAAUUCGAAGGAGACCAAAAUUAUCGAUCAGUGCGCCUCGCAUAUCGGGCUGGAUAGCUUUAUGGUUCACACGGUGCCCUCGUGCAUUGGCGAUCAUCAUAUGGCGGUGGCGCGUGGGUUUUGUAUUUUGUGGGGAAUCCCCACAAGCGAGCUGAGUAGCCUUUGCAGCCCGCUGGACCUCCUGAACUGCUCGUUGUUGGCGUCGAAGAUGGUCCGGCAUAAGUGGAGCCGGCUGAAUAUCACGGGAUGCUUGCGGAAAUUGGUCGCCUUCACCCCGCUCUCGAAUGAUUGUCUGAAUGGGAUCGCAAAGGGUUUGGUGGCGCGCGUGUAUCCGCCGGGGAAGCGGCUGAUGUCGUGUGGGGAAUUAAAGGGAGGGGUGAUCGUGUUAGUGGGGAAAUGCGCACUGGGGAAGAUAACGGAGAAUGUCCGGCGCAUCACUUGUGGGGAGCCGCUAUAUUUUUGCGAAUCUUUGCUCAACAUGGCAGCACCGAAGCCGAUUUUUGCGGAAACGAGUACUAUGGUUUUGCAUUGUCCAUCCAAGGUGAUUUUAGACGCCGUGCAGGUCUUUGAUAAUGCCUCGAAUAUUACCAAUCUUUUAAAGAUGGCGAAUGAAUUUGUGGUGGGGAAAUAUAAUCUCGACAUCUCCAAGACGGGAAUUGCCCAACAACGCGCUGCCCAACGGGUAUGGGAGGCGAAGAAAAAACAACAUCUGAUCGCUUCGCUGAACAAAAAAGAACAGAUGGCGGAAACGCAAAUAAAAGGUGAGAACAAUUUCUUAGGAACCGCAAUACUCGAAAACAACAUUUUGACAAAUUUGACUUUACAACUUCAAUCGCUUCGGUAUAACGAGGAGGAAGCGCAGCGGUAUCACUUUCUUCACGAAGUACAGGUUUUACACAACCCACACCUAGACCCAUCACCUGUACCUUAUCGAAGCGAUGAGCACUUUACAAUUGACAAGAAUGGUAAACUCGUGUUUUGCAAAAUGAAAAAGAAAAAAAAUAAAAUUAAACGUUUGGUAUCGAUAAAUAGAAUAUAUGUCAAUGUAAAAAAUGAUUGCAAAAAAGUCUCAAAUGACGAAAUCGUUAAACUUCCCCAAGUAGAUAAACCUAUCAGUGAUAGUUUACUGUCUUAUCAAAAAUCUAAGUCUAAUCGUGCAAGUAUAUUAGCAACAAUAAAUUCCCAUAUUUAA